Molecule: messenger RNA, 411 nt
Organism: Hevea brasiliensis (rubber tree)
Lineage: Eukaryota; Viridiplantae; Streptophyta; Magnoliopsida; Malpighiales; Euphorbiaceae
Exons: 1
Coding region: 1-411 (136 amino acids)
Source: RefSeq, a predicted model, not a curated record
AUGGAGCAUGAAGUUGGUGAUAAAGUCUUCUUAAAGGUCUCACCGUGGAAGAAGAUUUUGAGAUUUGUCAAGAAGGGCAAGUUAAGUCCUAGGUUUAUCAAUCCAUAUGAAAUAAUUAAACGUGUGGGUCCAAUAGCCUAUAGACUAGCCUUACCACCAGAACUAUCAAAGAUACACAAUGUCUUCCACGUCUCAGUGUUAAAGAGAUACAGAUCAGACCCAAACCAUCUCAUUCCUAUGGAGACAAUUGAAGUGCAACCAGAUUUAACUUAUGAAGAGGAAUCAGUGGCAAUUUUAACUCGUGAAGUGAAAGAAUUGAGGAACAAGCAAGUUUCACUAGUUAAAGUGCUUUGGAGGAAUCACGCAAUUGAAGAAGCUACUUGGGAAAGCGAGGAAGUGAUGAAACAAUAG